Molecule: messenger RNA, 447 nt
Organism: Geodia barretti
Lineage: Eukaryota; Metazoa; Porifera; Demospongiae; Tetractinellida; Geodiidae
Source: the annotation of a GenBank genome assembly
GAGGAUGCCGUGACUCUGGAUAUUAAGGAUAUUGAAAAAAUUCUUCCGCAUCGUUAUCCUUUUCUUCUCGUAGAUCGCGUAACCGAGUUGGUGCCUGGCGAACGGUUGGUCGCGUACAAAAAUGUGUCGGCUAAUGAACCGUUUUUCCAGGGCCAUUUUCCCGGCAAUCCCGUAAUGCCGGGGGUGCUCAUUAUCGAAGCACUGGCUCAGGCCGCUGCAAUUUUGAUGAGCGAUGGGCAGGAAAGCGAUUUGAUCCCACUGUUUAUGGGCAUUGACAAGGCGCGCUUCCGAAGGCAAGUUGUGCCCGGCGAUCAACUCCAGCUAAAAGUUGAAGUAGGCCAAAAACGCCGCAAUAUUUGCAAAGGGGUUGGCGAAGCCACAGUAGAUGGCAAAGUCGCCGCACAAGCCGAAUUGAUGGCAAUGUUUGCAAAACGCGAGGAUUUGUAG